AUGGUGAGAGGGCCGCACCCUCUCCAGGUCGUCCUUGGGCUUUGUGUGGCAUGCUUGUUCCGCACGGAGCGGCCCGGACGAGAUCUCCACGUCCUCAGUGUUGAUGAGGAUCAGGGAUCAAGUCAACUGAGCGAUGCGUAUUCCGAAGGCGAAGUGCGAGGUGCAUCAUCCACUCGCCGCCAACCGCCAGCUCUUCAUUUCACGUGUCCGGAUCAUGAAGAUGAAGCAGCAGCAGUGAUGCACCUUGCGCUGGGCGUUUCUGAGCAUCGCCUGCAAGGUCAUCAUUGUUCCUGGCCUGGCAUCGGGUGCGACCCACGCGGGUGCAUCGUUGCUAUCCUUGCUAUCCAGGUUCAGGACUUUCCUGGGGAGCUUAGAGGACCAUGUUCACAUCUUCGGCACCUAUUGCAUGUGGUGAUCCGGUCGGAGCAUCUUUCCGGAGACAUCCAGGAGUUUGCCACCUGCAAGGCUCUCAGGACUCUGGAGAUAAGCGGAGCCUCCCAUGUGUCUGGCGACAUCCAGGCGCUGCAAGAUUUGCAGGACCUGCGCGAUGUUAGUCUCCGAGGAACGCGAGUGUCAGGCGACAUUCAGGUCUUCCAGGCUCUGGUGAAGUUAGAAAGCUUGGAUCUGGGGGCCACGCAGGUCUCAGGUGACAUUCAGGCCUUCCAGGCCACUCCCAAGUUGAAUGAGCUGUUCCUCUCGUCCACCCAAGUUGUCGGAGACAUCCAAGUAUUCCAGAAGAACAAGGAGCUUACAGUUCUGAGCUUGGCUUUGACCGGAGUCAGUGGAGACAUCGAGGUAUUCAAUUCCACAGAGCUUCUGACAAUUAUCCAGAUGACUUCAACGAGAGUCUGGGGAGACAUUGUGGUCUUCCAAAGAACUCCGCACCUGCAAAAAGUCGAUCUGACUUCAACAGCCGUGAGCGGGGACACGCGUGCCUUCGCUUCCCACCGCAAGCUGGAGAACAUAUUGAUGGGCAACACUGGGGUUCAUGGAGACAUUGCAGUUUUCAACGCCAGCGGUAUAUCUCGUCUGAAGCUGCAGAAGACACAAGUCUUCGGCAAUAUCUCCGCCUUGAGAGCCCUGCCUCGACUCCAAGUCGUGAGCUUUACUUCCACCGCGGUGGUCGGUGACAUCGUCGAUUUGAAGCAGCUUGACGCGCUUGCUGUUUUUGAGUGUCAUGGAACACAUGUUGGAGGUGAUGUGCAAGCCUUUGAACAUCUUCAGUCCUUAGUGAGGGUGGUCAUGUCUCUCACCAACGUCACUGGAGAUAUCGAAGUGUUUGCGAACAAGCCUGCCUUGUAUGAUUUGCAGCUUGCAUCGUCACGAGUUGUCGGUGACGUAGGUGUGCUGAUGUCCGGUGCUGCUGCCAAUCAGUUGGAAUUGCUCGACCUGUCGUCGACUAGAAUCGUCGGAAACAUGUGGGUCUUCAAAGACGCACCGUAUUUGAAGGAGCUCUACCUUGCAGGGACUCAGGUUACCGGAAGCAUGGAUGGCAUCAUUCACUUGCCGAGUGCCGAGAUCGUGGAUUUCUCCGACACUUUGGUAACCGGAAGGCUUACGCGGCGAUGGCGGGGCAAGGCGCGCAAAUUGCGCACCCUGAAGCUCUCAGGCAGCCGAGUUCACUUCCUUCCUAUUGGUGACGAUCGCAGAGACCUGCUACAGCUGCUUCCAGAGGAGAAGAAGCGGUUUCUACCGGCUUUAACAACCUUGGAGGUCUCUGAUUGCCAGUUGAAUGGGCCGGCGUCGGACUUGCUCCGGCCGCUGGCGGCCUGUGACCAUUUGGGAAGCGUGUUGGCUGCAAGAGCAGGGCUGACCGAUGAGUUGCCAUCCUUGGAUCCCCUGCCACCUACAAGCCGUGGCGAUGGCGUAAUUGACCUUGAGAUGCGCAGUCCACUCGCGACUUCACUGGAAGUCUUGGAUCUGUCAGGAAACAACUUGAGUUUCCUUGCUGCUAUACCACCUGCCUGCCAUACGCUUGUCGUCGUUGAGAACAUGCAGCCACUCCACGUUGCUGCCGGUGAAUUGGCAAAGGCUCUCAGAAGGCAAGUUGUUCUGGAUAUGCGGGAGACUAUUUUGCACAAUGAUUCCAUGAAGGACGUGGAGAUGCUACUCAGUUCCCAUGACAUAAGCAGGACAGUUGAUCGAACGAACUUUCGCACGGACAAAGGGUACGCCUGCUUUGAUCUAGAUCGGAGCACCACCACUCUGGAGAUUACACCAGCAAAGCUCAUGCCAGAGAAGUGGUGCAGUUGCUUGCCAGGUUGGCAUGGCACUGGCAUCAACUGCAGCGAGUGUUCUGAAAAUACCUUCAGCACCAACAUGAGUUCGCCAAGUUGCACGGCAUGUCCAGCAAACUCCACCAGCCCGAAGCGCUCCAAGUCAGUGCACGAGUGCAAGUGUCAGCGUGGGUCUGUGCGCCAGGUCGACAGCAACACUUGGAUUUGUGGAUGUCCACCGGGCCGAGCACUCUUGGAGGACUCCUGUGUGUCCUGCGAAGACAGGCACCUGAAUUGCUCCAGCAAGCUGUCUGACGUGAAGUCCGCAGAGCCUUUGACGGGCUUUGCCCGAUUGCAGGAGAAUGGAACGGAGGCUUUCCAGUGCCUCGUGGCAGCCCGCUGUCCGGGUGGGAAAGCCGGUGGCCUAGGCUGCGAAUCGGGCUACGCGGGCCCGCUUUGCAUGGCAUGCAGUGAGACCUACUUCGAGGCAGGCCGCAUGUGUAUCGAAUGCUCGGAAGGAGGUUUCCCACGGUGGCUCAUCAAAGCCGGCGUCUGUCUGAUGCUUGGUGUCCUGCUCUGUGCCUGCGCAGCAGCCGUUGCUUACUUUGUCGAUCACUGGUCUCCGGGCCACCGGGCAGAACAACUGCUGCAGUACCUGGAAGAGACUAUUUUGGGUGAAGGUGUACUCGGCAACAUGCGAAAGAAGCUGCUGAAGAAUGAGAUCCCUUUGCUCAUUCAGAUGUGUCAGCUUUGGGUCGUUGUUGCGGCAUUCGCCAGUGCCGUCAGCCUUGCACAGGAUGAGACUGCGGGAAGCGGGCUUUGGGAAUUGCCUUACAUGGAGACCUUGCAGCUGACCGUUGAGAACAUACAAGAGCUUCUCUACUUGCAGUGCUACUUCGGUGGUGCUCGGGUGCGUCUGGCUUUCGGGCUACUUGCACCGAUGCUCCCGCUUUUGUUGCUUUUCUGCUGCCUGGGUCUCGAGUUCUUCAACGCCGGAGCAGGAGUCAAUGCAGCCUUGAAGAUUUUGACGCUAUUCUUUAUCGGUGGUGCCUCGAAAUGUUUUUCCUUGCAGAGUUGCCAGCGAUUUGAUGCAGGCGGCGAGAAGCUUGCGGAUGAGUUUGCAUUCUUGAGACAGCUUCCCGAUCUUCGUUGCAACUUCGAGGCUUCGCCCGAGCUCCAUACAGUUGUUGCCGUGUUCUGGCCAUGUGCCAUAUGCUACUCCAUCUUGAUCCCGUGCUUCCUGAUCUACCUCUACCUUCGACAGCACAAGCUGUUGCACAUCAAGCGGGCUCCUCUGCAGGUGAACAACGGGAAUAAAGAUGAGUGCAGCUUCUAUGUUGCCAUGGAGGAGCGCAUGCUGCAGAAGCGCUUGACAGCUGCAGCCGUGGCCUAUGUCGCUGUGCUUCAGAAACGCAACGUUCGAGUGCAGCUGCGCGAGGGCAAGGGGAUGGUGACCUUGUUGGAUGGCACUCCCGUGGAGUUAGACGUGAAUCCUGCGCACUUUGAAUUUCAACAAGAAUCAGAUCGACUCCGGCACCAUGCCAUCACCGAGAUGUUGGUGGAGCGUCUCUUAAUCGAAGAGGAAGGAAAGAAUGACCGAGUGUUGCGGGGUGCCAAGGAGCUUCUCUUCAAAUAUGGCACGUGCCGCGAUUUGUGGAUGGAGGUGGUUCUCAAAUUAGUUGCUGUGGCAUUGGUUAACGUGGUAUCGGCAGCUCAAGUGGCAUCUAGCACGGAAAAGGAGGUUCUACUAUUUGCUGUGGGCAAGGUCGUCAUCAUCACGCUCGGUAUGGCUUUCACUGUUUGGAUGGUGCAGCCGUACGGGGAGCCGCAGGUGAAUGACCUUCAGCUUUGCUGCUUUUUGAGUCUUGCGGCCUCAGCCGUGGGCUUUGGCUUCCGGAUGCUUUGGCUUAGCCGGUUGGCCCUGCUCGCACCUUUGCUGCUCUCGGCCUGGCACACGCUUCAACCCGAUAGCCCGGAGAGCCUGGCCUGGCGCCUCUGGGAGGGCCUUCAGAAGGACGCUCCGGAAGCGCAUGUACUGGGCCGCCCACAAUCGGUUGCCAUGAACUUCAAGCUGGAAAGCUAG
Messenger RNA from Symbiodinium sp. CCMP2456, 4299 nucleotides. NCBI's taxonomy places the organism in Eukaryota, Dinophyceae, Suessiales, Symbiodiniaceae. The record is from the annotation of a GenBank genome assembly.